CCACUCACUAAGAUAUAUGGCAUCUGUCAGACGUGCUUCCAAAAAAAAAAGGGUUCACACUGCUGCCAGUUCCGGCAAAUCAGUAAGGUCUGCUAUUAACCCUUCUCACUUAAGGCAGCCAUGAGGGACAGACUGAGUGAUCUACGGGCGCUUUCUGUGUCCAGAAGUAAUCUGGAAGUGCAGGAAUAUGCAAAGUCCGCCUCAGACUCAUUCAGCAAUGUGGAAUUGGAAGAUGGAUUCCAUCAGCAGGCCGUCGUUUUCGACAACAAUGAGAUGGACACUGUGUUUGAUGAGGCUCAAGAUAUAAGGCGCGAGAUUCAGCUCAUCCAUCUGGAUGUAAAGCGGCUCAGAGAACAAAACGCGCGCAUCCUUAGUGAACCAACUCGAACCAGCACAAUAAAGCGAGACUCCAAUGCCAUUGCUGCUGACAUUAAAUCCCGUGGAGAGGAUUUGGUCAAACGUCUUCGUGAGCUGGACUCUCAUGCCAAAGAGCUGGAAGAGGAGCAUGGUAUCAAUUCAGCCGUAGCCAGGAUUGCUCGAACGCAGUAUGCCGGCCUAAGUAACAGCUUCCGUAAUGUGAUGAUGGAAUACAACGAAGCAGAGAUGAACCACAAAGAAACAUGCAAAACGCAUAUCCAGAGGCAGAUGGAGAUCGUAGGGCGAGAGGUGACGGGUGAUGAGAUCGAGGAAAUGCUGGAGAACGGGCAGUGGAACAUCUUCAGUGAUAACAUUCUCACAGAGGGGAAAACAGCACGGUCCGCACUCAGCCAGAUCGAAAGCCGACACCGUGACUUGCUGGAGUUGGAGAACCGGCUCAAGAGCAUUCAUGAGGUGUUCCUGGAUGUGGCCAUGCUUGUGGAAGACCAAGGGCCCAUGAUAGACUACAUAUUCACCAACGUUCAGAAAACCGAUGCUAAACUCGAUGAAGUCCUGAUUAAACUUGACCAAGCUAAGAGACAUGAUAAAAACAAUCCAUUCAAGAAGAUGUUCUGUGGCUGCUUUCCAUGCUACAAGUAAUUGCUUC
Ictalurus furcatus (blue catfish) is the source of this 1024-nucleotide messenger RNA. RefSeq names its product syntaxin-11-like. Gene Ontology annotation, biological process: exocytosis; intracellular protein transport; synaptic vesicle fusion to presynaptic active zone membrane. NCBI's taxonomy places the organism in Eukaryota, Metazoa, Chordata, Actinopteri, Siluriformes, Ictaluridae. The transcript is spliced from 2 exons. Gene Ontology annotation, cellular component: presynaptic active zone membrane; synaptic vesicle; plasma membrane. The record is from RefSeq and is a predicted model, not a curated record. Bases 121 to 1017 code for a protein of 298 amino acids. Gene Ontology annotation, molecular function: SNARE binding; SNAP receptor activity.